Tricharina praecox is the source of this 561-nucleotide messenger RNA. RefSeq lists its product as uncharacterized. Gene Ontology annotation, cellular component: kinetochore; nucleoplasm. Bases 152 to 385 code for a protein of 77 amino acids. The record is from RefSeq and is a predicted model, not a curated record. The transcript is spliced from 3 exons. Gene Ontology annotation, molecular function: protein heterodimerization activity. Gene Ontology annotation, biological process: kinetochore assembly; chromosome segregation; mitotic cell cycle. Lineage: Eukaryota; Fungi; Ascomycota; Pezizomycetes; Pezizales; Pyronemataceae.
CACAGAUUGUUCGCUACCCGGCCCUUUUUUAACUUUGCUAGGGCCAGUCCGCAUUCCAUUUCGGGCCCAAACAAAACAACACCAACUGCUAUCUACUCUACACACUCCCAAGCUCCAACUCAGCGACAGACAUCCAUACAUCAACUCGACAAUGCCACCGACAACCCCCUACCCCCGCUCCGUCGUGAAGCGCAUAGCAAAAGCGCACACUGGCUUCAACGUCGGCAAGAACGUCGAUAUACAGCUAUACCUCCAGUACAAGCUCUUCAUGCAAGAAUUAUUGCGAGAAGCAGACCUCAAGGCGCGUAAACGGGGAGCUACCAGAAUCUCGCCCACAGAUAUCAAGAAGGUCACUUCGGAUGUCUUGCAGAAAUUCAAGGUCUAGAGACAACCGAACUGGGAAGGCGUUUUGAUAUGGCUGGGUCGUUUUGCUUCUGGGCGGGGCGUUACUGGAGUUCGGGGGUCGAGAAUCAUCUGUAAUACCGCUCGACUUCUACUGUAUUGUUUUCGUUCUUCUUUCGAGCAUCAAUCAAAGCAUCGAUUUUACACGCGCAGCGAGGC